Molecule: messenger RNA, 3444 nt
Organism: Leucoraja erinaceus (little skate)
Lineage: Eukaryota; Metazoa; Chordata; Chondrichthyes; Rajiformes; Rajidae
Gene: sart3
Product: spliceosome associated factor 3, U4/U6 recycling protein
Exons: 21
Coding region: 101-3058 (985 amino acids)
Biological process (GO): RNA processing
Molecular function (GO): RNA binding; protein binding
Source: RefSeq, a predicted model, not a curated record
UUAAAGUAGAGUGUCAGGGUGGUAAGAUGUGGUCCGGGGGUGGGAGAUUGUUGUGAUUUGGAUCUGGCGCCGCCGGCUCUCCCCCCGCGUAGGCCCCGCGAUGGCGAGCGAGGCCGCGGAGCCGCCGAUGGAACCCGGGGAUAAAGAUAGAGACAGAGCCGGGCCCGGGGAUAAAGACAGAGACAGAGCCGGGCCCGGGGAUAAAGAUAGAGACAGAGCCGGGGACAGGGCUGGGGACAGCUCGGGGGACGAGGAGGAGAUGGAGCCCGGGGACGAGGAGAUGGGGGCUGGGGACGGCGCUGGGGACGGGGAUGAAGCUGAGGCCGACUCCGGCUCGGGGGAGGAGAUGGACGACUCUUCGGAUGACGAGCAAGAAAACGAGGCGGAAAUCCAGCGGUUGGAGGAACAGCUUUCCAUUAGUGCCUACGACUACAAUUGCCACAUCGAUUUAAUUAAACUGCUACGUCAGGAGGGAGAACUGGUGAAAUUGCGAUGUGCUCGGCAGAAGAUGAGUGAACUUUUUCCGCUUACAGAAGAACUUUGGCUGGACUGGUUGAAAGAUGAGAUUCGAAUGGCAGAAAAGCCACAUGACAGGGAGAAAGUUUAUGAACUGUUUGAGAAGGCCAUCAAAGACUAUAUUUGUCCUGAGAUAUGGCUGGAAUAUGCACAGUACUCCAUUGGUGGGAUUGGCUUGCAGGGUGGUAUCGAGCGAGCUCGUGGGAUAUUUGAUCGAGCUUUAACUGCUGUUGGAUUGCAUAUGACAAAAGGAGUUGCAAUCUGGGAGGCCUUUCGAGAAUUUGAAAAUGCGAUUUUAGGAACGAUGCAGGCUUUACCUGGCACCAUUGUCACUCCUGAUCAGCAGGAAGCGACGAAUAAGCAACUUGAUCGAGUACAUGUGCUCUUCAAGAGGCAGCUGGCUAUCCCUUUGCUUGACAUGGAGUCCACAUAUGCUGAAUAUGAGGAAUGGGCGGAUGAGGUGCUUAAUGAAUCAGUGAAACAAUUCUACAAGAAGGCCUUGCAGCAAAUGGAAAAGCGCAAACCCUUUGAAGAAGCCCUGUUGGCAGCAGAUCCUCCCAAACUGGCCGAGUAUCAAGCUUAUAUUGACUUUGAGGUGAAGGACGGGGACCCAGCGCGUAUUCAGAUCACCUUCGAGCGAACACUAUCUGAGAACUGUUUAGUGCCAGAUCUUUGGGCACGGUACACCGUGUAUUUGGACAGGAAACUCAAGAUUAAACAUGUGGUUCUGUCUGCACAUGAGCGAGCUGUUCGAAAUUGUCCUUGGAUAGUUGGAUUGUGGAAAAGGUAUCUUCUGGCAUUGGAACGGCAUCAAGUGGAACACAAGAUCGUAACAGAUACUUUUGAAAAGGCAUUGAAUGCCGGCUUCAUCCAGGCUACAGACUAUGUGUGGAGCUCUGGCAGGCCAUUAUUUCUACCCGCAAACUAUCUGAGGGGAGGGGGGGGGGGCAGAGUCGAUUUUCGCCAGGCAGAUUCCAGUAAGGAAUUGGAGGAGCUGAGAUCAGCGUACAGUCUUGGUGUGGAUUACUUGAAACAGGAUAUAGAGCAGCGAUUCAGUGAGAGUGGGGACCCCUCAUGCACCAUUCUACAGAAUUGGGCGAGAAUUGAGGCAAGACUCUGUAGAAACAUGCAGAAAGCUCGGGAACUCUGGGAUAGAAUCAUGACCAAAGGAAAUGCAAAGUAUGCCAACAUGUGGCUGGAAUAUUUCAAUCUGGAACGAGCUCAUGGUGACCCCCAGCACUGCAGGAAGGCUUUGCAUCGAGCAGUACAAUGUACCACCGACUAUCCUGAGCAUGUCAGUGAGGUGCUGCUCACCUUUGAGAGGGUCGAGGGGUGUUUGGAUGACUGGGAUCUAGCUGUGGAGAAGACGGAGACCAGAAUGAACCACAUUAAUGAGUGGAGAGCCAAAGCUGCAGUGAAAGAAGCCUUGCAGACAAAGCAGGAAGAAGAGAAAACCAGUCAACGGAAGAAAGGCAGAUCUGAAAAGAAGGCUGCCAAGAAAGCUCAGAAACAGCCAACGAUUGGAGACAAACGCAAGGCAGAUGAGGAGGAGUGGGGUGCCCUUCCAGACAAACCAAAUAAGAAGCGUCGAGCUGGGGAACUGGAAGAGACGGAGGAAGCCAUGGCAACGGAAUGUGGUCUGUUUGGUCGGAAGGCCAUUGCUAAGACUGUAGAGACUCCAGCGCAGCAAAAGCACAAGGCUGUCGUUGCCACGAGGAACAAAGUUCUCCAUGAUAACAGCAAGGAUGACCUCACUGUGUUUGUCAGUAACCUGGCCUACUCCAUGCAUGAUCCUGAGGACAGGAUAAAGGAGAUAUUUGCAAGCUUUGGCCAGAUUGCCGACAUCCGUCUUGUUUAUAGCAACAGGGGACAUUUCCGAGGAUACUGUUACGUGGAGUUCAAAGAGAAGGAGGCGGCCAUAAAUGCCUUAAAGCUAGACCGCCAGGAGCUGGAGGGCCGGCCAAUGUUUAUCUCACCUUGUGUUGACAAAGCAAAGAAUCCAGAAUUUAAGGUAUUUCGAUACAGCAGCAGCCUGGAGAAACACAAGAUCUUUAUUUCAGGGUUGCCGUUCUCCUGCACUAGAGAGGACCUGGAGGAGCUCUGCAAAGACCAUGGGAACCUGAAGGAGAUUCGACUUGUCACUAAUCGCUCUGGAAAGCCAAAGGGUCUGGCAUACGUUGAAUUUGAGAAUGAAACACAAGCCUCCCUGGCUGUUCUUAAGUUAGAUGGAAACGUACUUAAAGAUCACACCAUCAGUGUGGCCAUCAGUAACCCUCCACAGAGAAAGCAUACGGCUAACUUUGAAACUGGUAGAACCUCUGGCUCAUUCCUUCCACGGCAGGUGUAUGGAGCGAGGGGCAAAGGCCGAACACAGCUUGCACUCGUGCCUCGCGCUUUACAACGCUUGCCUGCACCAGGAACCAGUACGGAGAAUGGUACGUUGAGAGAACAGGAUGAUAACGCAAAGGGUGAUUCCACACGAGCAGCUGACAUGAAAAAGAUGACAAAUGCAGACUUUGCAAAGAUGUUGUUAAGGAAAUAACUGGUGAUAGCAUUUGAUGUUUAAAUACUGAGUCCAGAAAAAAAUGUGAAGUCUUUAUGGAAAUCAUUUUACAUCCUUGUGUAGGGACAGUAAUUCUGAUCAGCAGUGAAACUGUAAAUAGUCUAAUUUUUCUAAGAAAGUUUGAUAAGUGUUAAAUACAUUUGGCCUUUGAUUUUUAAAGCGGGUGGCUUGUAUGUUUAUUUACAAUAUUGUGCAUUUUGUAACUGCUACUUGGUGAGUUAACUUGCAUUAUUUUUGUCUAUAAGCGUUUGGGUAUGUAGCAGGAUCAUCCGGACCAGUUUAUGUUAAUUUUGACCUCAUCUUUUUAUAGCAUUUGCUGUGUUUUUUUUGUUCCCGAUUAAAUGUUUUAUACAAUUGCAUUGUAA